CAGUCGGCAGCGCAGUGCGGCCCGCGCGGAACACCAUGUCGCCGGAGACUGUCCGCCCGCGGCUGCUGGUGGCGGUGCUGGCGCUGGUGCUGAUGCUGCAGGACGGCCGGUGCGCCGUGGAGUCCCACUCGGCUGCCGGGCUGCACCGGUCCGGCCUGCUGCCGCUGACCCCGCUGCAGACAGUGCCGGCCGGACCGACGCUGGCGCGGCGCGCCCACUGCCUGGCCCGGUGUGUGCGCCGGGCCGACUGUGUCAGCUUCAACUACGGCCAGCUGCCCGACGGCACCGCCGGCUGCCAGCUGCUUGGAAAGGCGCUCUGUCAGGCCGGCGGCGGAUUCAGCGAGCUCCAGAGGGACGCCGGCGUCAACUACUUUGAUGUGUACCGCGGCUCGACGGUGGGCGCGGCUGAGAUGGCCCAGGCGGCCCUGUGGACAGAGUGUGAGACGACGGGACGCUGUGCGGUACCGCUUUGUCAGCCCGUGGCCGGCGACUACUGCACCAGUAGUGCCGUGUGCGCCGCGUCCAUCACCAACGCACAGUGCACCAGCAGUACGUGCCAGUGCACCAGCGACCACUGGCUCAACAGUCCGACAGAGUGUCUACCGGGCGUGGCGAUCGGCGCCGCCUGCACCCAGCUCAUCGAGUGCCAGACAAUUACCUCCGGCUCCGAGUGCAGCUCCGGCGGUCUGUGCGCCUGUCCGGCCGGCACGUGGCACAAUCCGGAUGGCAGCUGUCUGCCAGUGAAGGCGCUGGGCGAGGCGUGCAGCGUGGACCCCGAGUGCGGGGACGAGACCACCACGUACUGUUCGUCGGCCGUGUGCACGUGCCGGGCCAACUACGUGGCCGUGAACGGCGUGUGCGAGCCGGGGAAGGCCAUGGGAGCGGCCUGCACCAUCAGCGCAGAGUGCACGAUGGUGACAGCCAACACCGCCUGCACCAGUGGAGUGUGCGCCUGUGCAUCGGGCUAUUGGAACAACGGUGGCACCUGCCGACAAUCGGUGCCGUUCGGAGGGGCGUGCACCUACCAGGAGGACUGCUCUUCGUACAACUCCAAGUUCAUCUGUAGCGGCGGCACGUGCGGCGACUUUGGCUGCACUCCGGUCAUAGUGAGCGGCUACGAGUACCGGCUGGCCGGCGGCGACUCGUCCUGUCUAUCCGGCCGUGUUGAGGUGCGUCCACAAGGCGCCGCCACCUGGGGCCAGGUCUGUGACGACGGCUGGGGCACCGAAGACGCCACCGUCUUCUGCCGCUCCAUCGGCCGCACGGGCGGAACCGCCACCUGCUGCUCACCCCACUGGUAUGCCACGGGCGCAGUGUUCCACAUGGACGACCUGGCCUGCGCCGGCACAGAAAGCCACCUACUGGCGUGCCCCUACAGCGGCUGGAAUGUAGAGAACUGUGGCGACGGUGAGGUAGCCUCGGCAACCUGUACAUAGGCGACCAGGCGGUAGGUAACGAUGAUCACUCGUUGCAAGACUGCCGCCACAUAAACAGUCUGGAGCUACGCUCUCUGGAGCUACACUCACGUCAGCGGAAAGACCCGAGCGAGCUCAUAACCGUGAUACCUACCUACAAGACAAGAAGAUUUGACAUAGUGGGUAACUGAAGACAUUCCUGUUAAAUUAAAUCAAACUACAUCGGUCCGGGUUCAAUCAUUGCUUUUCGCAACGGGCGUGAAUGACAAAGAACGGAAGAUGGACUCCACAAAAGUAACAAACAACAUAUAAAGAUUAAAGACCCUCGAUAAAGCCCAUAAAAUCAGCUGUUACGAGAGAAGGACAAUAUUCUUCUGUUGCUAGGUCGUUAGGUAUGAUGGGUAAAAUGCUGAAUUUACCCGAAGUCUUGCUUUUUUCGGUUGGUGUGUUUUGACGCACUGAACAAUAAACAAUGAACAACGAACACUUUGAAGACACUAUUGCCCUUUUUAAAAAUAAUUCCGUCAUAUAUGCAUGGUCGUAGAAUAAAUGUUGCAAUAUCAU
Amphibalanus amphitrite is the source of this 1979-nucleotide messenger RNA. Its product is annotated as antigen WC1.1-like. Bases 36 to 1436 code for a protein of 466 amino acids. NCBI's taxonomy places the organism in Eukaryota, Metazoa, Arthropoda, Thecostraca, Balanomorpha, Balanidae. The transcript has 9 exons. Gene Ontology annotation, cellular component: membrane. The record is from RefSeq and is a predicted model, not a curated record.